Molecule: messenger RNA, 2354 nt
Organism: Sorghum bicolor (sorghum)
Lineage: Eukaryota; Viridiplantae; Streptophyta; Magnoliopsida; Poales; Poaceae
Exons: 11
Coding region: 1-1935 (644 amino acids)
Source: RefSeq, a predicted model, not a curated record
AUGAUGAUCCGUGGAACCUGGAGCGACAACUCAGACAAAAAGCCUGUCCCAGUAGAAUCCAGUCGCAAGCACAAGGCCAGCCGCCGCGGCCAACUCCUCGUGACGCCGCCUCGGACGGUCCCGAUCCACCAGGUCCGGUGUUGGACGGCGGAUCUCGCCCCCCUGCGCUCUCCGCACACCAACCGUUUUCCUUUUUCACGGCUUCCCUUCCUGCUCGAUCGCGCCUGCGCCUUCCAUUUCCUGCCAUCCCACUCCCUCGUCGCCUCGUCGGAACAGCGGCCGCCCCCUGCCCUUCCAAGGAAACCCCAGCCCCCGCCGCGCAAAACCCUAGAGGCGGCGCGGGACGCUGCUUGGGUUCUGGUGAUGGAGGAAGAAGGCGGCGGCGCCAGUGGCAGCGAGGACGAGGUGGUGCAGCUGGAGGACGCGGUGGAGCUGCUGGUGGAGCACCUCGUGGUGCCGGUGCUGCCGCGCGGACAGGUCGACCGGGAGGUGGCCCUGUCGCCUGCGACCCAGGAGACCGUGGCGCGUCAGGUCCACGCGACGGUUCUCCUGUACAACUACUACCACCGGAAGCAGUUCCCGCAGCUCGAGUUUGCCAGCCCCGAUCGGUUCUGCAUGUCCGCGUCCCUCACCGUCAGCAACAAAAAUCUGCUCAUGUACCUGAACCAGGCGCAGAACCGCCUUGGCAACGGAGUGGGGGCGGGGCUCUCGGUUACUGACAAGGCAAUCAUCGACGCCUGUGACAUUGCCGAAGUGCUCGACCCCACAAAGGACUCCCCUGAGAUGAUCAUGUGGCCGAUCUCCAAGGUCGCAGUUCUGCUUCUAAAUCGGACAAAGAAAGUGUGCUUACUCGAGCAUGGAUCCAAAACCAAGGGCAUCUGGUCAAUAUUUGAGAAAGAUAUCAAGACGGCAUUAGGUGGUUCGCUCAGCGGUGACAUGCCAUUGCAGGGGUCGAAUAAUAAAUCCAUGGCACUUCCUUCUGAACCGUACGUGCUUCAGCAGAUUGCAUAUUCAGAAGUGGAGCUCAAAACAGGUAUGAAGCGUACAAAUUUGCGUUUUGUUGAAGAACAUCGAGUGUACUCACUGAGUAAGAAAGGGAGAGCUACCAUGUUGUUCCUUCUGCACUAUGAUGAGACUGUCGAUAGCAAGCUUAAGGAAAUGCCUUUAGAUGCCCUGAUUGAAAGGAUGAGUGGUCCUAUAUUUGAAAAUGGUCUAUACCCAAGAACGACAUCCGUUGUUGAAUGCUACCAUUUACUGCCAUAUAAAGAGGUCUUGUUAAAUGUCCUGAACAGGGACUGGCCUUUGGGUUCAUCAUUGAGUGCGCCAAAGGAGCAGACACCAGAUGUUGAUCCUGUAAUUAACGACCAUGCCUUGAAAAACCAAAAGGAGAAAGUCAAUGAAAAGUCUGGUGGCAUCACAAGUAACAUGGAUGUUCAAAAGUAUGCGGCACUGCAAUUACUUAGGAAGAUGCGAGAUGAUACACUCCGUGAGCAUUUUGUGCUUGGAGAUCGAAGUGCUGAGUACGAAAUGGAAAUUCAAACAAUCUUGACAGAAACGGAGAUGACACCUAAAGUAACGUCAAUCCUAAAGAAAUAUGAGAAUAGUUGGAAGAUGAUGGGAGUUGUCAAUCCAAUUAGCUCUGUAGAAGGAUGCCAAACCAUGAACAUAAAGAGGAAGAAACUGAAAGAAGCCAUCCUUCUACGGAACAGAUGCCAGGAACUGGAUGACAUAUGCCGUGAGAGCAACUGGAUUCUUCCAAGAUACAAAGUACUUCCUUCAGUUACCGGUGAUAUGUACCAGGCAAGUGUCCACCUUACGGGCCCAGAUUUCAACUUGAGUGCAGAUGGUGAUAUGAAGGUCACCCCUCAUGAGGCACGAGACUCAGCGGCAUCCAACAUGCUGUCUCAGCUUCAGCAGAAGGCAAGGGAAGACUAGGAGAGCAGCAUGUCUCCACACAACCCCUGAUGCUGCAUCCUUGCUGGGUAUCGACUUCUGAAUAAGGAAGCGCGCAUGUGACUGGAAAGAACAGCCAUCACAGCUCAGAAAUAAUGAAAAUGCUGGGAGAAACAUGCUGUGAUCUCCAGUGAUUAUUGGUGUUUAGCACUGUGUUUAAGUUUCUGGAUAUCAUUAUGUUGUUGCUUUUGCGAGUUCUCUAGCUGUAGCGUGCAUUAUUUGGUUGUGAAAACAAAAAUAUAUCUACUUAUUCGAACAUACUAAUUCUGGGUAGAUGGUGUUUGCUGCAUAAGCCACAACUUUCUGCACGUGUGGUUCAGUCUGCAGUAUAUAGCUGUGAUACUAAGGCCUGUUCGGCAACCUAGCAAUCUUUUUACAGCUGAAAUUUGUUACACCUGUAA